This is a messenger RNA of Budorcas taxicolor (takin), 5173 nucleotides long. It is a transcript of the gene SLC35E2B, whose product is annotated as solute carrier family 35 member E2B. Gene Ontology annotation, cellular component: Golgi apparatus. Gene Ontology annotation, molecular function: antiporter activity. The transcript has 10 exons. The record is from RefSeq and is a predicted model, not a curated record. Lineage: Eukaryota; Metazoa; Chordata; Mammalia; Artiodactyla; Bovidae. Bases 442 to 1659 code for a protein of 405 amino acids.
GUGGAGUAGGGGGCGGCGAGGCCCUAGAUGACCGCUCCGUCCGUUCCGGCGCGCCGGGUCCCCGCCCGGCUGCGGGGCCGGGCUCACGUCCCUGAGGCUCGGCGUCUACCCGGGGGCUCCUUGGAUAAGAACUGCCUCUCGUGAAAGUGCCUUGAGUCACAGAGACAGAAAGAAGACGGCGGUCAGAGCCAGGGAGGGCAGCUGGGGUCCCAGUGGGCCUGGCUGAGCUGGACCUGCUGGGUUCUAGGCCGCUGCCCCCGGCCUCCAUGCGCAAUGCCAGCACAGCCGCUGAGGGGCUUCACUGCACCCGGGAACAGGCCUUCUGCACAGGACUGCUGCUCUGGCCAGUGACCAGCGCUCCAGCCCACGCCCCUCUUGGUGUUGCCAUGGCUGCCACUUCUGUCCCUGGGUCCCUGACCCAAGCCCUCUGCCACCCCUGAGAUGUCGGCGUCUGCGAAGCCCGCAGCCCUGGUGGAGCUGGACCCAGGCCCUGGCGAGAAGCCUGGGGGACGGCCGCUCCUGGCCUGGGCCCCCGUGUUCAGCCACCGGAGUGAGAAGAUCGCGCUGGGCCAGAGCGAUGGCAGCCCGGAGGAGCAGGUGCUCACGGUCACCGUCACGGAGACUACCGUCAUCGAGGCAGACCUGGGCGUGUGGGGCGCCCGCGCGCUGACCUACCUCACACUCUGGUUCUUCUUUAGCUUCUGCACCCUGUUUCUCAACAAGUACAUCCUGUCCCUGCUGGAAGGGGAACCCAGCAUGCUAGGGGCUGUGCAGAUGCUCUCAACCACGCUUAUCGGCUGUGUUAAAAUAUUCGUUCCCUGCUGUUUGUAUCAGCACAAAACUCGGCUUUCUUACCCACCCAAUUUCAUCAUGACCAUGCUGUUCGUGGGCCUGAUGAGGUUUGCAACAGUGGUGUUGGGUCUAGUCAGCCUGAAAAAUGUGGCGGUGUCCUUUGCUGAGACCGUGAAGAGCUCGGCUCCCAUCUUCACUGUGAUCCUGUCACGGACGGUCCUGGGGGAGCACACUGGGCUACUGGUCAACCUUUCCCUCAUCCCGAUCAUGGGUGGCCUGGCACUGUGCACUGCCACCGAGAUGAGCUUCAACUUCCUGGGGUUCUCAGCCGCCUUGUCCACCAACAUCAUGGACUGUUUGCAGAACGUUUUCUCCAAAAAACUCCUGAGUGGGGACAAAUACAGAUUCUCGGCUGCGGAGCUGCAGUUCUACACUAGCACAGCGGCUGUGGCUAUGCUCAUCCCAGCCUGGAUCUUCUUCAUGGACCUGCCGGUGAUCGGGAGGAGCGGGAGGAGCUUCCGCUACAGCCAGGACGUGGUGCUGCUGCUGCUGGCCGACGGCGUGCUGUUCCACCUGCAGAGCGUCACGGCCUACGCCCUCAUGGGAAGGAUCUCCCCUGUGACCUUCAGCGUUGCCAGCACUGUAAAGCAUGCCCUGUCCAUCUGGCUCAGCGUCAUCGUUUUCGGUAACAAAGUCACCAGCCUGUCAGCUGUGGGCACCGUGCUGGUCACAGCUGGCGUCCUACUCUACAAUAAGGCCAAGCAACAGCAGCGCGAGGCCAUGCAGAGCCUGGCCUCGGCCACCACCCAGCCCCUGGAUGGCAGCUCCGAGCUGCUGCUCCCCCAGGACCCCUGGCCACACCACUGAGUCCCAAAGCCAUGGGGGCACCACACCACACCCUCUUCGCUGACAGGGGAACCCCUUUGCCUCUCCCUCCCCGUGGACAGCAGGUGUGGGACCACCUGGCUCUACGGGUCACAGUCAUUGUGGGAGGCAAGGUGGGCAGCCUUUCCAGGUUUUUUCUGGGGCUGUCAGAACUGGCAGGAACUUGAAUUUGGUUGGAGAACACAGCUGCCACUGAGCCACGGCUGAGCCCCCUGACAACCUCCUCCUGGCAGCCUCUGCGCACCCCAGCAGCCGGGCCAGGCCCCAACUCCUCUGUGAAUGAUGACCACUUGGGACAGCUGUGAAGCUGGAGCUAUGUCCAGGUGCCAGCGGGCACCCCCUCACUUGGAGCCAGUGUGGGGAACCGGCUCCAGCAUGUCAGCCAUCAGCAGCUGCUGGAGUCCACCCUGCUCCUUGGCCACUGGGGGCUCUGCUGGGCUUGGCCAGGCUGAGGCCCCCAGGGCCAGGGCACGGAGGCCACUGCAGUGGGCAGAGUGGCACAGGACAGAUGGGGUGAGAACCUGGGGUUCCCUGCUCCUGAGGACAGGGCGUCUAUCUCCUCUACCCAAGGCGGAGCUGUUGCAUCACUACUACUUAGGGACGGUGGGCUGCCCCUCCCCGCAUCUGCUAUGCUGAGCCUCCCACCUCCAGAGUGUCCUGUCCCUUGUGGGCAGCCAGGUUGCCCCCCCGACACACUGAGACCCAGAUGUGGUUUCUGGCCUGAAAGCUGCAGGUAGAUGACCACAAGGCAGGGAGGGCCUGUGUCCCUUCUGUUCCCGUACUCGUAGGUUAGAGGCAGGCUCUUCUAAAGGGGCUCCGGGAGCCCUGUUUCCGCCCAGCCAGUCUGGAGCCUCCUGGUCUCAUUGACAAGGGUGUUACGAUUUCCCCCUCGUGAAUGAUGAGCAGGACAAAUGUGGAGUGUUUACACUUUUGUUAUGCUGCAUUUUAAAUGACAGUGUAAGUUUUAAAAGGAAACACAGGUACAGAUGGCUUCUGAAAUGCAUGGAGUGUGCUGGGUAAACCAGUCAGACCCAUGGCCCAGCCCGGCCCUCCUCCCCGAGGGCAGACAGCCAGCCAGCCAGGUGUUUGAGGCUCCACCUCUCUCUUUACUCCUGGCCCCACAUCCUGUUGGAACUCUGGUCAGGGUGGAGCCCCUCUCCCACCUACCAGACCUGAGCUCUGGGACUUGUCAGGCACAGCCCAACUCGGGGGCCGCGGGCUGGCCACCUGCCCAUCUCUAGCCGGCCUGUGGGAUGGAGCGACCCGAGGGCACAAGUGGCCCACGAGUCUUGGGAACAAUCCCUGCUGUCCAGGCCCUGGCGCCUUAAUUGCUUCUCUGGUUUUCUGGUUGGCUUCUCAACUGGAAAAUAUAAACCAGCCCUUCCUGGAGAGCAAGUCUCUUGGAAACAAAGAGCAAUAAGUGCGUCUCAUUAAGUUCUGCCAACUUUGAAAGUCUGUCCUGAUGAGGGGUUAAAAAUGGGGCCUUUUAACUACAAACAACCUUUUAUGAAGCUGACCUCGUUGCUCAGAGAUCGGCAGGUCAUGCGCAGUUUCCCCCACAGGGUAGCAGGUGUCUUUCCCAGGUUUCCCCUCUUUCCUCUUUUUCUGCUUACCCCUAAACAAAGCUAAAGAGGAUGCCGGGGCAGUGGUUGGGGCAGCACAUUGCUCUGUGAGGACCGGAGGGAAAGCACCAGUUCUGGGGGGCUCUUGCCUCUGCCUUCAGACUGGGGCCACAACACCUGCAGCUGCUGGCGAGACAUGAAGAAGGGGAGCGUGUGUGUCGCCAGCUGGAGACUGUCAUCUGAGAGUGAUCAGGUGCCAGCUGCUUGUGUCUGAGUGUUGUUAGGGGGCUCUUGAUUUUCCAGAUUCGGGGACCAGAAAGAUUUUCCUAAAUUAUUAGUAAAUGAGGCAGUUUCUAGCAAAGCUGCUUUAGAGGCAUCCCCUCAUCCCCAGCAGGGAGUCUGGGGCCUGGCACCCACAGGACACAUGCUGUGGCUGCAUUCCGUCCAUUGACUCUGCCCCAAGUUGUCCACAUGGCGGGCAUUUCUGGGAGGAGACUCAAACCCCACAGCCUGCGUGGGCGUUUGCUUAAUAACUGUACAGACAUGUUUUUAAAUUAAUUUUGUCUAGUAGUUUUCUAAUAUGUUCCUUUCACUGAACCGUCACAGUCCAGCUUGUACCAACGCCAACACUAGGUCCAUUUCCUCUGGGUCUGUGGUCGUUGUCCAUGUCUUUGUAAACAAACUCGUGAACCAGGCUUCCAACUCUGGUCAUCUGCUUGCUUAUGUCAAUACUUAAAGAUCUCUGGCUUUCAAGGAAAUUUCCACUGUUGAGUGGCAUGAAAGGCUUUAAAAAAAAAAAAAUUCUGAUAGUCAUAACUUCCUGCAUAUUAGCAUUAAAAUCAUCUGCCUUGGAAAGCUGAGAGUACUCUUGCAUAAUCCAAAAUGUGUCUUUAAUUUGUAAAUCACACAAUAAAAAAGUGCCGCACGAAGAGUAAGCCACGUGGAACCGCACUACCCGUAGGCCCUUGAAAUACUUUGCCUCCCGUGUGGCACUGACUGUCCUGUGGAUGGUCAUUUAUAGACAGGUCAGCAGAGACCACAAAAACGCAACAUGACUUUUUACAUCUGUCCAGGGGAUGUGCUUCCUGAGGCCUGGAAGUAUUUUCACUAUUUACCUAGGUUGGAAAAAUUAAACAAGGAUGCUAUUACAGGUAGAAACCCUCUUCUGUUUGCCUGUGACCAAUGUUGUAGUAAGGGCUCUGUUCUUUUCCAGAAUACGUUCAUGCCCUGGUUGGGACCUUUUCAUUUUCCUAGCUUAUAAUAAGAACGCUCCUGCUUCCCUGAUGAGUUGGCCUGUUUCUCUCUCCUGAAGAGCAAAGAGCAGCCAGGUGGUUGUGCCAACCAUCACUUGGGUUGCUCACCCUGAUGCUCUGGAUAUAAAACCUUCCAGUUUUCUCUCUCUGUAGUAUUUCCUCCUCUUCUCCGGAGAGCUUGGAUGCUGCCAUUGCAUCCUUGUCUAGAUGUCCAGACUAACUUGGGAAUUGUUCUAAUUGGCAUAGUAUUUUUUUUUCUCACUUUUCACUUGAGGGAAACUGGCAUUCAGUUGAUGUGCUAUUUCUAGACUGUAGAUGUGUGAGUUGAGUCGGAACCCACCCAGGGGGUAUUGUGGACCCACCAUUGCAGAGGGUCACAGUGAGGGUGACUGUCCCAUACUGAAAAACUUGAAAAUUAUAUGAAUAAACUGUCUAUAUCAGAACCAAAUUAUACUUGCUUUACACCUCCCCCCCCCAAAAAAAAAAACCUGUGGAGAACUAAAAGUACAUUAGUCAAAAUUUUAGUGUUUUUUUAUUUCACCUAUUCCAGUAUUUAUGCAAUUAGAUAAAUUUUUCCUAGAAAAAUGGUGGUUACAUAAUUUAGUGAGUCACUGUGUAUUCUGCUAUGGUAAUACAUCAAUGCUGUAUAAUUAAUCCUGUGGAUGCCUACUGGUUGCUUUG